AUGGUUGGCCAGGAUCACGCGGAGCGACUCCGGGUUAAACUUGGUUUCGAUGGUGUUUUUAAAGUUGACAGUAUAGGUACAAAAGGAGGAUUGGCGUUAUUAUGGAGAACGAAUGGUACAGCAAGUUUAUUGGGCUACUCUAGAAAUCAUGUGGAUGUAGAGGUGACUAUGCGAGGUUUUAAUAGAUGGAGAAUGACAGGAUUCUAUGGUUUUGCACAAAGGGGAAGACGGAAUGACGCUUGGGAACUCAUCAAAUCUCUAUCACACCGCUCUGAGUUACCAUGGGUGGUUAUAGGGGAUUUUAAUGAUCUUCUGUACCAGUAUGAGAAGCGAGGGGGGAAUCCCCAUCCUAAGGCACUGUUACGUGGCUUUGGAGAUACCAUUGAUGAGUGUGGCUUGGCUCAGUUACCUAUGCAAGGGUACCCAUUUACCUGGGAAAGGGGAGAAGGGACUGUGGACUGGAUUGAGGAGAAGUUGGAUAAAGUGCUGGUCACUCAGGAAUGGCGGGAUGUGGUAAGAGAGGCCACUGUCUUAAACAUUCUAACCCGACGCUCAGAUCAUUCUGCUCUUUUCCUUGGGAUUCUGAAUCUUCGGGAAAGGACGGGUGGUGGGAGGAGAGGGUUCCGUUUUGAGAUGGCCUGGUUGCAUGAUGAAGGAUGUAGAGGUGUAGUCGAGACGACAUGGACUGAGGGGAGAGAUAGGGGUUUACAGGCCCGUAUCGAACUCUGUGGUAACAAACUAUUGCGAUGGGGAGGUGAUAGAUUCCACAAGUUUGAGGAGCAAAUUAAGUGUCUCCGGAAGGAGCAGUUGCGGCUGCGUGGACAUACAGAUCAGGGAGAUGCCAUGAGAACUGUUAUUCUUGAUUAUUACCGAGAUAUCUUCUCGUCAAAUCAAGCUGAGAUGGAUGGAAGUUUUUAUGCCAAUAUCUUGCCCCGAGUAUCACACACACAGAAUGAUGCUCUAUUGCGCCCUUUUGAGAAAGCGGAAGUAAAAACAGCACUUUUUGCCAUGUUUCCGGACAAGGCACCUGGCCCGGAUGGAAUGAAUCCGAGAUUUUAUCAGCAUUUCUGGGAUGUGGUGGGAGAGGAUGUGUCAGAUUUUAUUGUGGAUUGUCUAAAUACACGAUCCUUACCAGCAAGUUUGAAUGCUACUGAUAUAGUUCUAAUACCGAAGAAGAAGAACCCAGAACGGGUCUCAGAUCUUAGACCCAUAGCACUAAGUAAUGUGGUAUACAGGGUCAUGGCCAAGAUGAUUACAACCAGAAUGAAACCGUUGAUGGAUGAGAUUAUUUCGAAUACACAGAGUGCAUUCAUACCUGACAGGCUGAUUACAGAUAAUAUUUUGAUUGCUGCAGAAGUUCGUCAUUAUUUAAAUAGGAAACAAUGUGGUAUGGUGGGUUGGGGUGCUUUAAAGCUGGAUAUGGCAAAAGCAUAUGAUCGAAUGGAAUGA
Messenger RNA from Ipomoea nil (Japanese morning glory), 1449 nucleotides. RefSeq lists its product as uncharacterized. Gene Ontology annotation, molecular function: catalytic activity. The record is from RefSeq and is a predicted model, not a curated record. The transcript has 2 exons. Lineage: Eukaryota; Viridiplantae; Streptophyta; Magnoliopsida; Solanales; Convolvulaceae. The coding region runs from base 1 to 1449 and encodes 482 amino acids.